AUGCACUACCCUCUUUUCCGAGCAGCCCUAGGCCUGCUCUUCCUCUGGGUUAUCCUAGCCCAAGCCCAAGAGCAGUCCUUCGCCAUCAAGCUGAACAACGUGGCCUAUGUUAGACAAAGGUCGAACUCUAGCUUUAUCUCUUCGCUCAUUAAGCGCGUUGGCUACAACGGCCAGGAACCCAAGAGCGUCGCUGUCAAGCCUCUUUUCAGGCAGGACCUCCUAGCCAAGAUCGACCGCCAGGCUACCAACAACCAGAGGCAUUCGCUUGACCGGUGGUAUGAGGUCAAAAUCGUGCCUGCCCCUGAGCCAGUUGUAGUAUUACGUCGAAACGACACCCUGUCAGAAGAUCCUGCACAGGGCGAUAAAAUCCCAGCUUAUGUAGUCAAGUUCAUGCAGGACUUGAUCAAGCUGCAGGAGAUUACGAACAUUCACCCGUUGCUGGAUCACGAUGAUCCUCAGGUCGACACCAUCAACCCAGCCGAUGAUCCCCGGAGUGGACGCCAGGGGUACCUUGAUCCUGCCCCGGGUGGAAUCGAUGCGAGGUACGCGUGGAGAGUGCCUGGUGGCACAGGUCGAGGUGUCACCGUGGUAGACUUGGAGCAGGGGUUCAAUUUGGAUCACGAAGAUUUGCCACGGAACAUUGACUUGAUUGGGGGCCACAUAAUAGCUUCGUCAAGGUUUCACGGCACUGGCGUGCUUGGCGAGCUGUUCAUGGUGGAUAAUAAGAUCGGGGGCGUUGGUAUCGUCCCGAACGCCAGGGGCCGCGUUGUUUCGUACGGAACUGCCUCGGGGGGUGAAGACAUCCCCAAUGCGAUCUUGGAAGCCGUCGCAGUCCUUCACUUUGGUGACAUUCUCCUCCUGGAAGUUCAAACACGUGACCCAGUGACUGGGACGAGGGGAUGGCCAGUCGAAAUCCGGGAUGAGAUUUUUGAAGAGAUUCAGUAUGCCACAUCACUGGGCAUCACGGUAAUUGAGGCCGCGGGAAACGGUGGCUACGACCUAGACAAUUACCAGAACAUCGAGGGAGAUCGCAUCUUCUUCCGGCAGGGAGGCCUACGGAGCGGCUUCCGAGAGUCAGGCGCAGUGAUGGUCGGUGCGGCGAGUUCAACGGUACCCCAUACACGGAUGUGGUUCUCAAAUCACGGCAGUCGGGUCGAUGUGUACGCAUGGGGAGAGAAUGUCGCCACAGCAUUUGCCAACACAACAAUAGGCGUCAACAACUUAUACACGGAUACUUUUAACGGUACAUCGAGCGCAAGUGGUAUCAUCGCUGGCGCAGCAGCUGCCGCCCAAGGCAUGUCCGUGGCGCAUCGAAACAUCAGGCUCUCUCCCCAACAAAUGCGAACUAUCCUUCAAGUCAACGGCACGCAGUCGCGGAACCCUGGCGUGGAUCGUAUCGGCGUCAUGCCAAACCUGCGGUCUAUCGCCGACCAGAUUGCCAACCCGGACGGUCAGUUCGCUGUUGACGUGUAUUUCCGCGACCAGGUGGGCGAUGUUGGGUUGGUUCCGACAACCGGGGGUGUGUACAGGUCCCCAGAUAUCAUCGUGCGCCAGUGGCCCUACGUCAAUCCCAGCACGGCCCUCGGUACUGGGAGUGGUACAGAAGAUAACGUGGCACUCUCCCAUGAUGUAGUUUCAGGAAGGGAGCACUCACUAUAUGUGCGAGUGCAAAACCGUGGCACGGCCGAUACAUCCCAGGACACAGAGGUCAAGCUGUGGUGGUCCCGUCCAACUACCCUUAAUACACCGAACCUAUGGAAUUUCAUCGGCACAGCCUUGAUCCGUGCCCCCGUGCGCGGGUCCCGUCAGCGUUUCUCCGUGUCUGAUCGAUUGGCAUGGCCGGCCAACAGGUUACCGCCGGCAUUGCCGAACCAGAAGGACCAUUACUGCUUUGUGGCAAUUGCAGACACGCCGAACCAGGACCCUGAGCCUCUUCUGCCACAGAGCUUUGAGCAGUUCGACAGGUUCGUGAAGGAAAACAACAAUGUCGCCUGGAGAAACUUCAACACGUUCACUCUCAACACUCAUGGCAAGUUGCCGGCAGGUUCGCAAGCCUUCAUUCGCGUACCACGCAAUUUUACAAGCGCACUUGGAGAUGGAGGACGGUUUGGCGACCUUGGCAAGGGCAACGGUGGAGGAAGUGGGGGAAAUGGUGGCAAUGGGGGCGAUGGCGGGGACGGCGGUGCUGGCGGCAAUGGGGGAAGGGGUGGCAACGGCGGUAAUGGUGGUGAUGGAGGUAAUGGCGGCAGUGGAGGGAAUGGCGGCAACGGCGGUAAUGGGGGUCAUGGAGGGAAUGGUGGUAACGGAGGUGAUGGCGGUGCUGGUGGCAGUGGGGGCAACGGGGGUAACGGCGGCAGUGGCGGUAAUGGUGGUGAUGGAGGACAUGGCGGUAACGGAGGAAAUGGAGGAAAUGGGGGUAAUGGGGGUAAUGGAGGGAACGGUGGUGUUGGCGGCAAUGGCGGCAGUGGCGGCAACGGAGGAAAUGGCGGUGAUGGAGGCAGUGGCGGCAACGGAGGCAAUGGCGGCAACGGAGGCAAUGGCGGUGAUGGAGGCAGUGGUGGCAACGGAGGCAAUGGCGGUGAUGGAGGCGACGGGGGUGACGGUGGUGACGGUGGUGAUGGUGGUGAUGGUGGUAAUGGUGGUGACGGCGGUCAAGGGGGGGAUGAUUGGGACGACGAUGACAGCUGUGGCGGCCAUGGUGGCCGUGGUGAGAAAGGCAGCAAGGGUGGUUAUGGUCGAGGCGGCAGAGGAGGUCAUGGCGGCAAGGGCUGCAAGUGCCACGACAAGCGCCAGACUCAUAAUCAGGGAGAUGAAAAGGUCCAGGUGGAGCUUAAGAUUGACGGCGACGAGACCUUAGGAGUUGGUGUGCUUCCUCAGGGAAGCAUCACUGAGGUCGAGAUCUUCAUCAAGGUGCCGGAUACGGCCUAUACCAACGGCGGCGAGCACGAGUUCGCCAUCGCUCAGGCGUGGAAGGGCUCCGAGCUCGGCAGAGUCACUUGGCGCUUUGCUGCUGUUGAUUUGGACCCCUAA
Molecule: messenger RNA, 3030 nt
Organism: Thermochaetoides thermophila DSM 1495
Lineage: Eukaryota; Fungi; Ascomycota; Sordariomycetes; Sordariales; Chaetomiaceae
Exons: 3
Coding region: 1-3030 (1009 amino acids)
Biological process (GO): proteolysis
Molecular function (GO): serine-type endopeptidase activity
Source: RefSeq, a predicted model, not a curated record